AUGAACGACUUUGACGAGUGCGGCCCGAGCGCAGCCAGCAUGUACCUGCCGGGCUGCGCCUACUACGUGGCCCCGUCGGACUUCGCCAGCAAGCCCUCGUUCCUGUCGCAGCCGUCGUCCUGCCAGAUGACUUUCCCCUACUCCUCCAACCUGGCGCCGCACGUCCAGCCGGUGCGCGAAGUGGCCUUCCGCGACUACGGCCUGGAGCGCGCCAAGUGGCCGUACCGCGGCGGCGGCGCGGGCGCCGAGGAGGCGGCCAUGCAGCGGGAGCUGCUCCCGCCCGCGGGCCGCCGGCCGGACGUGCUCUUCAAGGCGCCCGAGCCGGUGUGCGCCGCGCCCGGGCCGCCGCACGCGCCCGCGGGCGCCGCCUCCAACUUCUACAGCGCCGUGGGCCGCAACGGCAUCCUGCCGCAGGGCUUCGACCAGUUCUACGAGGCCGCGCCCGGGCCCCCGUUCGCCGGCCCGCAGCCCCCGCCGCCGCCCGCCCCGCCGCAGCCCGAGGGCGCCGCCGACAAGGGCGACCCCAAGCCCGGGCCCGGCGCGGGCGGCGGCGGGGGCAGCCCCUGUGCCAAGACGACCCCAGCCUCGGAGCCCAAGGGGGCGGCGGAAGGCGGCGCCGAGGGGCCCCGGGGGAGGCGGGGGCUGAGAAGAGCGGCGGCGCAGGAAACCAAUUUAGGUGGGCUUAAGGUAGACCUCGAGGAGGACCAUUUUAAUGGCUGCAGAGAGCUCCUGCCCGGGGUGGAAGCCCAGAGCCUGCCUCUCGCCCUCUGCUUCCCCACCUCUGUGCUGCUCUGCGUGCGCGCGUUGGCCCCCCAGCGGUCCCGGAAAAAACGCUGUCCCUACACCAAGUACCAGAUCCGCGAACUGGAACGCGAGUUUUUCUUUAACGUGUACAUAAACAAAGAGAAAAGACUCCAACUCUCUCGGAUGCUCAACCUCACUGACCGGCAAGUCAAAAUCUGGUUCCAGAAUCGCAGAAUGAAAGAAAAGAAACUGAACAGAGACCGUCUGCAGUAUUUCACUGGAAAUCCCUUAUUUUGA
Molecule: messenger RNA, 1041 nt
Organism: Talpa occidentalis (Iberian mole)
Lineage: Eukaryota; Metazoa; Chordata; Mammalia; Eulipotyphla; Talpidae
Gene: HOXD11
Product: homeobox D11
Exons: 5
Coding region: 1-1041 (346 amino acids)
Biological process (GO): anatomical structure development; regulation of transcription by RNA polymerase II
Cellular component (GO): nucleus
Molecular function (GO): DNA-binding transcription factor activity, RNA polymerase II-specific; RNA polymerase II cis-regulatory region sequence-specific DNA binding
Source: RefSeq, a predicted model, not a curated record